GUAAAUGAUUAAAAUGACUCUCCUUCCGUGAAACGAAGUUUCAAAAAACAAAUCUGUUUAUUUUUCACGAUGCGAAUCGUCGCCCUUUAAAUAGAAUUUAAAUGCUUUCCGACAUUUCUCGAACCAAGUUCGUGAUCGCUGCGGUACAUUCUCGAGUGACAGGUAGUCUUUCGUGCAUAGGCCACCAGACAUUAAAGGCUAAUAUUGAGGCCGUUCACCCGAUUGUUUCGUUCUAUCAAAUACGGGGUCAAAGGCAAGCAUGCCAUACCUUCGUUACUGUAUACCAACAAUCAUUACCAUUUCGAUCUUAAUCCUUUAUCUUCCGGACGCGCUACAAAGAAACACAGGAGGGAAAAUCGAUGAUCGCUUAAUUAAUUGAUUAUAUUAUUAUUAUUGUUAUUCGCGAUAUUUACGAUAAUCCCGAGAAAUUCAUUCAUUCGUUUCUGCAACGGAUAAUACGGCCCAGUCUGCUGGGGGCAUAACGACAGAUAAUUUCCUUCGGUUUGAUACAUAAGUUGAUGCACCCGGUUCAUCCCGCAAAAAUGCAUUCGGGCUGCGUGGCUGCGCCUCUCGGAGGGGAUCUGGCAGAGAAUAGGCAGUGCUAGGGGUACCCGUGCUGGCCAAUAGGAGACGCUACAAUGUGUGCCGGACCAAUCGAGGAGCCGGUGAAAACCAUGGCUCUUGGGGCGGGAGUGCUCACAUCGUAUAAAUUGCUGCUAGACUGAUACGUCCUUUUCAGUCGCAGGUUGACAACCGUUCUGCCACGCUCGUAAACGUAUUUAUUUACAAAUAAAGAAGAGAAAAAAGAGGCAGAAUCAGAGUGCAUUGUCGGCGCCAGUGGGAAUCACAUUUUUCCUUAUGCGAGCACGGACUAAACAUCGACAGUGGAAACAGUGAUAAAAACGAAACAGUGAUUACGACGACGCAGUGAACAGGUUCACCUGCGAACCGCGACCGCGAAUACAGUGGGAGCAUGCAGGGCUACCAAAGGAACUACGAAGGUCAGCAGAGAGAUCAAAGGGAUGAUGAGACUAUUGUCGUGGACCUCGUGGCACCGCAAUAUCAACUAAGCCCUCCUCAUAGUCCGCCGUCGGGGAAUUUGUCGAAGACGCCUGAGAAAGACAGUUCACCGACGCAGCAGCAACAGCAGCAACCGUUGUCUUCUAUGGACCCGAACAUCAGGAGGUACCGGACCGCAUUCACCAGGGAGCAAUUGUCGCGACUGGAGAAGGAGUUUCACAGAGAGAAUUACGUGAGCAGGCCGAGAAGAUGCGAACUCGCUGCCCAGCUACACCUGCCCGAGUCGACGAUCAAGGUCUGGUUCCAAAAUCGACGAAUGAAGGACAAACGUCAGCGCAUGGCGAUGGCGUGGCCGUACGCCGUGUACACGGAUCCAACCCUUGCCGCGACCCUGUUAGCAGCGGCCACGGCUACAUUGCCGCCGCCGCCUUACCACGGCGGGCCAGGUCUUCAGGCGACUCACAUGACACCGAACUACCCGGCGGCCGCUGCGGCAGCCUAUUACGCGGCCAGGUACUCGCCUUACACCGCCGCGGUGGUGCCGACGAGCAGCGGAGCGUCUCUUCACAGGCCGCAUCCGCGAACGGCGGCCGCUUACCCGGCGCACCCCCAUCUCCUCCAGCAUCACCCAUCGCUGCCGCCCCUGCACCUGCCGAGCCUGGGCGUUCCUACGAUCGACAAUACCGCCUUCCAGAUGAACAGCCCACCCACGAGCGCCGCGACCACCUACAGGCCGACCUUGCUGCCCGAGCUGAGCCCGGAUCACUCGGACGCUUCCAGCGACUGCGACUGCGUCGGGACGCAGCACCUCCAUCACCAGCCGAACAGCCAGACGAUCCUCGGGAAAAGCAGCCCGCCGUCGGCCGGCCACCCUUCGCCGAUCAAGCUGCCGACAUGCUUGCCGAGCUGCUUGCCGAGCAACAUGCAGACGAUCGGCGGCUUCGAUGGGAAGGGUACGUACGCAGGGCUCGUCGCAACGCCCAGCGUCGUCCAGGCCACGAAGAUCGAGCAGCCGAAGCUGUUCCAGCCGUACAAAAACGACAUCUCCGAAAGAGCGUAAGAAUGUACGUGCGCAACGGACGCGCCAAACGAGUUGUUGUAAUACCGCGGGGAUCGUUAACGGAUCUGUUGUACAUAAUCGCGUGUAAAAUAUAGGCAUAAAUGUACAAUCUUUGAAGGUUCCUCGUCGAGCGGCCGAUAGAUCACUUCGUGCACUAAGUGUUGAAUUGUAAUGAAUUGUAAUCCAAAGACUGUAGCGUUUAAUUUGAUAUAAUUCGGAGCUAUGGUUAGGGGCCCGCCACGCAGUGUCGAGGCGUCGCAUGAAAUCCUGUACAAAUAUCCGUUAGGCUGUAGCGUAGAUCGUAAGUCGUUGAAACGCCGUCGUGCAUGGUUCCACGCAAGCUGCGUUAAUUUUUUUUUUUUUUUGUUUUUUUGGUUCUAAGAACGCGAACAUAAAAAAAAAGAAAUAACUUGUACCUGUGAACCGAAACGUUGCGCGAGAUGUAAGAAUUACGGUAAGCGAGGAUCCGAAUGUGUAACUAAUAGGAGCGUAAUUAGCCGGUAGUAGCGUGUACAGUAAAACGUGCCAUUAUGUAAUUUAUUCCGUCGUUGUCCUACGAUCGCGUAUAGCGCUAAGAUAAACACAGCCAACUACAGACCGAUAUUUAUUAAGCUUAAGUUAGUCACCCGUCUGUCGCCGAAAGACAUAACAGAAAUACAAAGCGAAAUUAUAUGGAUAACCCUGCGCGAAGAGUAUGACUUUUUUAUAUACAAUAUGAACUAUAUAUAUAUAUAUUAUUAGUUUAGUGGCUGUUUACUAAUAUUGAUUUCGACGAUUAUUUUUACUACCUUAGGUUUAAUUUCAUUUUCGUCACGUUCUCACUAAGGUGUAUUAUUAAAGGAGCGUCAAUCGAAUUCUGUGUUAACCGAAGUUAUAAUUCUAGUUAAAUAAAUGGUAAUGAUAAUUGACCUUCCUAAAGAUCAUUAACGAAUCAUUUGUGGACUGUUCAUCAUCGCGUUCUUCCAUCCUUUUCCAAAUCACCGUGGCGUUAAUGAAACACCUGAAUAGACUUAGAGCAAUCGUACUUGAAUAAAUCGCAAUGCUAAUUAA
Molecule: messenger RNA, 3130 nt
Organism: Megalopta genalis
Lineage: Eukaryota; Metazoa; Arthropoda; Insecta; Hymenoptera; Halictidae
Source: RefSeq, a predicted model, not a curated record